GACCUGACAUAUAGUAGCUUCAAUUUGCUCUUUUAAUGUCCAUUUUAUUGAGCUAAAACCCACUAUAUGGCUUUGCCUGACUAAGGAUCUUGAGGUGUAGUUGAACUCUAGCUUGGGGCUGCAGGAUGAAUCUUGGAAGCACCUAAUGUGGUAGGGGCAGGAUCCAGUGCACACAGAGGGUAAUGAGUAUAGCCAUAGCAUCACCACCACAUGGAGCACUUGGGAAAAAACUGAGUCACUAGUUGCAGGCAGUGGUACCUAUGAUGUAUUUGCUGCAUUUCUUUCACAUAGUGGCACCCUUUUUUCUUCAGGGUAAACAUGCACGCUGCAGAUAAAUAGCAGCAGCAACAGCACAGAUAUUUACAUUUUUUCAGGACAGUUCCCUUAUUCUGCUUUCUUAUGUUACUCUCAUGGGGUUUUUUUUCUCUUUCUCUCUUGCUAGUUUUAAUACUGCCUCUACUCCAUUCCUCUUUUUAAUUGAUAUUCUCUCUCUCUUUAUUUUGCUUUUCACCAUCAGCAUAUAUUCCAGUUUUGAGCGAGGGUGGUUUGGGCCCCCCCCCUUUAAAAAAAAACAAAACUCUGAGCCACAUUCAAAUGUAAAAUAAGCAACUGCAUUGAGGCCACUGGGAACCAGAUAUAACUGACAACUCUUAUGAACAAAUGAGUCCACUUUAAGAGGGCAGGAAAGGAAGAGUCAACUUGAAUGAUGAUGCAGAGCUAUCCCAUUCAGAAUCGGCUGCACUAAUACUUCCUGUCUCAGAAGUCUGCACAGGGGUGAGCUUUUGCGCAGGACAGGAAAGAGAAUGGAUGGUUUAUGGCUUUGUUAUUCACACUGUGGGUGCCACUUUGGAUGAGACUCCAAAUUCCAGCAGAGUGCUCUAUUCGAAAGUUUUCAAUUAUGAGCUGAUCGAUCAAAAGCAGAACUUAGAUGAACAGUGCUUGCAAAAUGAGAGGAUAAAACGAAAACAACAUAUAACCAUAGUUGCAAGGCAAGCAGAAUCAAUGUGCCUUCUCAGCCGUCAGGCAUCUGGUCGGCCAGCCAGUGAGUUUAUUGUCCAUCCAACAGAUGAACCCAUAUCUCUACUGGAAGAGGAUGUUGGAGUGUUUAGCCUUUCUCCAGGAGAUUUAUUUACCUGUGAGAAGAUUGUCCUGUGGGUUUCUGUGUAUUCUCUUGGAUUUUCUCUAAUUUGCGAUUCACAGGAAAACCUCACCUUGGCUGAAUGCACUUUGAGGACAGUUGUAAAAUACCUUGUAGAUUCUUUAAAGUUGUUGACAAAUAGCAGCAAUGUUGUACUAAAAGCAGAUAAAAUUGAAAUGAGCCUUGACAAAUUCAUGCCACAUGGACAGCUGCUGUUCCUUAAUCAUCAGGCUACGCAGGCUUUAGAGAAGGAACUCAUCAGCAGUAUGCCUCUGUAGGACACUCUGGGUUUUGAUGGAAAUCCUAAUUCUAAUGUCAACUGUUUCUGGGUUGUUACUGCUAUUAAAGAUUAAAUCUAUAAAAUGUGGAAUGUGGUGACUAAGCAAAGCUAUAGUAAAUCUGUAGUGUUUGUGUAAAUAUUGAUAAUUUUCAGUAAUGCUGAGGAAAAUAUACUGUUUACAAAAAUGCUAUAUUUUUUUUUUUUGUAAAUCUUUACCUGUCAAACGAAUUGUAGUGAGGAAAAAGAGAUGCUGUUACUUUUCUGUUUGCAUAAUUUAUAGACCUAAAGGUGGCAAUACAAGGGCAGAUAAUGCUGCUGAUAUCGGUCGUUUAGACCAAUUUGACAGCUAAUCUGCCCGUGAAUGGAGGCUUCCAUCGGGUCUUUCCGAUAGAUAUCUGGACACGUUUGAUUUUUCUCCCGACCCGUCUGAGCCCAUUGCGCUUGUCGUAAUCCGAUUGUUUGGCCAUAAGGCCGAAUGUUCAGAUUACCCCCGAUAUAGCCCUGCCGUUAGUGGUAUAUCGGGGAAAAGAUCCACUCGUUUGCCAAGCGUGCGGAUCUUAUAGUGUAUGGCCACCUUAAUUCAUGGACCUGUUUUCCAAUCAUGGGAUUCUAACUUGCUCAUACCCGAAAUAGUCUAAGGGAUAUAGAACUCAAAGAGUUUUAACCACAAUGGCCAAAGCUCUUUGAAAUCAUAUACAAUUUAAAAUAAGGGAAAUUGGACUACCAAUGCUAUGCUAUAUUUUAUAAAGAUGCUAAUGUAACACAGGGAGAAUAGGGAACACAGGAAAAAAUAUAGGCCUGAAUUUCCUAUGUGAUCAUAUUCACUGUGGAUCAAGCAAGUGCUGAACACAGAUGGAAUGCAGCCUGAUUACGCCAGUGUCCAGCGCUUGCCUGUGCGACACUGAGUACAGCCUAAUAGGAAAUACAGGCCUGCUUUCUUACUGUGUUCUUCUACGCUGGAUCAUAUGAAAGAUCCAGUGCCAGGAAACAGUUAAAAAUGCUCGUCUGUAAGAGCACUGUAUAGGGCUGUAUUUAUAUAUACGCACUCAGGGGUCUGUGCUUAGGGCGGCAGCUUUAGGGGGACAGCCCUUGAGUGCCUAUAUGACAAAUUAUAUAUUUUUUUCUGCUGGAGACUUGCUGUUUAAUUCUGGCAGCUGGGGGAAACUCACUUAGAGAGACUGACACAGCGUGUCUUUCUGCAAGUAGUCCUUGGUUUAAUGUAGGCUGAAAGUGACAUACCAUGCAUAAAGCAUUCAAUGUAAUAUGAGUAAUCUGUAGGUAGAGCAAUUAUUUGUCUCUGCAGCCUUGAUAUUUAAGUUGUGGGCUGACUGAUAACAUGGGUGUCUGUAGGAAAUUUUCCUAGUGGGUGGGAGGAUAAAAUAGAUAUAUGUAGCAAUUAUGAUGCAUAUUGCAUAUUUUCUGUUAAUCCAAUAAACUUUGUCACUGCUGAAAUA
Xenopus laevis (African clawed frog) is the source of this 2872-nucleotide messenger RNA. RefSeq names its product adaptor related protein complex 5 subunit sigma 1 L homeolog (gene ap5s1.L). The record is from RefSeq and is a predicted model, not a curated record. Lineage: Eukaryota; Metazoa; Chordata; Amphibia; Anura; Pipidae. The coding region runs from base 808 to 1416 and encodes 202 amino acids. The transcript is spliced from 4 exons.